AUGCCUUCAGCUGCGGAGCGCCCGCGCUCCCAAGAGGCCUUGCUCCGGCUUGAAAAGGGUACUGCCUCACCAACCACCCAGCUUAAUGAGGCUGCCCAGAUCAUCGGUCUCGAUCUUACAUUGUGCGCCAGCCAUCCGGAAAUCAACAGAGCCUCUCAGAUUCAAAACAAUGCCGCCCCGAAGGAAGAAUGGGUACUCCGGUGGUUAUUAAAGAAAUUGAAGACGGGGAAGAAUUACCGCGUCGAACCUGCGUCUUUUCUCCUUUUGCGACAACUAAUUGAUCUUAUCCCACCAAAGACGCUUGCAACAAUACUGAAGGACCAGAGAUUCCUUGUGACUUUGAACGAUGCCGUCACCGACUUGGAGGAGGAUGUAUUUACCGGUCUUGAAAAUGGAGCAACUGAAUUUUUGCGCUCGGGCUCGGAAUCAAGCCAUACGUUGGACGGAUCGCCAGAUCAGAGUGGGAAAUGGGACAAGAAGGGCACAAAGAGGAAGAGGGCCAGGGAUCAGGACGCCAUGGAUAUCGAUGAACAGCAACAACCGCAAACGCCUACAUCAUGUUUCUUGGCUUUCAUGCGCGCUUUGGACUGUCUAUACAGCCUGGUGAUGCUGGCAAAUCGCACAGUUAGUCUGGAUGAAGCGGCCAGCUCUCAUCUGAAGCAUGCUUUAAGGGGUGAGCCUGAAUCAGUCGCCAUGUUGCUGGGCCGAUCGUUCAAGGUAGCUGCCGUGGCCACCACACAGUUCUUCAAUGGACAGAAUACCACGGAUUUACAGCAUUUGCUUUACGUGAUUCCGGCUAUCUUGGAAGUGUGGGAGCUGAGAUCCUACCGCCGAGAUGACUCGGACAAUAAGUCCAGCAACGAGUCAUUUUCCAAAUACUGUUUCCAGCAUGCCCUGAGACUUCAGCUUUGCAUACGCUCGACUCGACUUGACACUGAUGAAAGAGCUCAAGUGCUUAACGGCGUUGAACGCCUAAUUGCCCUUCACGUAGUGCUCCCAGCACGUGCGGGGUUCUUCAGCCGAGGAGGUUCAGGUAUUGAUUAUUCUAAAGAUGAACCAGAUUGGAACCCUGUCAAACCUAUCUCCGAGACCUUCAGACCUAUUCUUUGCCAAUCAUCUCAUACGACCGCCGGCGAAACUGCAGCAAAUGUGGGGAGAGGGAACUUUUGGAAAACGGCCGAGCUUUUACCCGAGUUCUUUAACACAACAUGCCGGUCCGUUCCUCGAGAUACAUUCCGUCGACAAACCCAUGAAGGCCCCUGGUUAGAGACUCUGUUUGUUGCUGUUGCGGAGCUGGCAUACUCCAUCGUUAAGGAAGAAAGCACAUCCAACUACUUUCCCGAGUUUGUUGGCGUCUUGGAACGGCUCUUCCGUGUGGCCCUCGACCGCAAAGUUAAUCUUUCUCUACACACCUUACUCACACACGCAGCCUACACGGGUCUUCUUAAGAACGAUCUUUCGCAGGUGGAAUGGGGGUUGACAGCGUUGCUGGUUGAACUUGGCGUCGAUAUCUUCCUGCCCAACUCUGGCUUGAACGACUCCGGAAAGCUACUAAACGCACUACUUGAAAAAAUCUUGCUGCACUGGCGCAGCGGCACCUCCCACAAGGAUGAAAAUUAUGAAACUAUCAAAUGUGGAAUCGUGGUGCCUUUGCUGCGUGGGUUCACGGCUGCAAGAGACUUGCCUGGAUUCAUGCAGCUCUGGUACGAACAAUUGAUUUUGGUGGAAGAGGCACGCUCCCAAGAUAGCAAUCUGGGUGGUUUCUCUAUCUGGGAAGACGAUGAUGUCUGCAACGUUUACAGUGAAUUGAUGCGAAGCCCUCUCACUGAAGUCCAUGCUGCUGCCCAGUUACGAGCCGCUGCAACCGAGAUCAAGGAUCAGGAUGACUCGGUCUCUAAUUCACCCCGCGCCUAUGCUCAGUUUGUGAUACUAGAAGCUGGCAUUAGAAGCCGGGCAACUUACUUUGAAGAUGCAGGGGAGGCCUUGCAGUCUGUCACCGAAACCCUAAAUUUGACGUUGUCCUCGAAACAAAGCCUUCAUUGGCGGUGGCGCUUGUGGAGGUUUGCUCGGAAUUUGCUCGAUAACAAUGUGCAAUCAACAGAUAACGCUCUAGGUGAAACAAUUACAAACCUUGAUGGCGCUGCUGUAAAGUCCAUUCAGCGCCAUCGCAAAGAUAAGAUGAAAAAGCCACGCGCCCCGUUGGAGUCUUUUGAGGCAUAUCGAUUCGCACUGGCUACUGUCCAAGAUUCCACCAAAACCAGUCAUUCAGAGAAGUUCAAUUCAUUGACUAGUGAGGUUAUGGAGUUCAUCAAGUCAAUUUCCAAAGAAGACGCAUCGAAAUCAAAGAAGUCGCCAUGGAAUGGUCGCAUUGAGACUCUUGAUUCCCCUAUCUGUCUUGCUUUGGGCUACUUCCUUACGCUGGUUAGAAGCCCAGACGUCUGGCAUCACGUUCAAUCAGAAACUCGACGCGCGCUUUUUGAACACAUGCUGUCUUUGGCGGCUUCACAGUACCGUUCACCUUCGUCAACCUUGGACAGCGCCCCUUCGAAUGUGAGAUUCCUUCAAGCUUGGGCCAGUGUGGUCUGCCAUGAAUACCUUCUCAACGCUCCGGUGAUCGCUGGUGACCUGCUUAUUGUGUUAUCGGAAUGUAUCAAAUCCGACAUUUCUAACCGGGAACUAUACAUUGAGAGCCUUCAGCGUAUCCCCGCUCCGUUGAUUACACGCCGACAAAGGGGUAUUCUACUUGAUUUACUGCAGGAUGUGAUUCUGCGGGAAGAUAGCAGUCCAGAUGUGGUCGUCGGAAUGCUGUCUUUGAUGGCCAAGUUGGCCGAUAUGCCCAAGUCCACUGCCGCAUUGACUGGGGAUUGGGAACCUGUCUGGAAAACCGCCAAAGCCGUCACGUUGCAAGGCACAGAUGUUGACCUCCAGGUUAUGAAAGCGUUCAGAAACUUGCAUCGAUCGGUCAUUGCUAAGUUGCUGGUUUUGUCCGAAGAAGAGCGCCAGAAACUGUUCAAGAAAAUGUACCGCAAGGUCUCAUCGAAGGUGUCCAAGUUGAAAUCGAUGGAGCGCGAUUCGAUGGACUGCUUCUUCUUGAGGAUUUCUCUCUCGCAACUAUGGAUGCAUCGUACACAACUGUCAAGUGCCUUUGACGAGGCGGAGCUCGCUGCCUGUCGCCAAAGAGUCUUUGAAUUGGUAGUGGCCGAUGUGAAAUCCGUCAAGGAUCAAUGCAAGAAGCAAAAGUUAGAAGAAACAAUUACACUGAUCAAGACGCUGGACGCACUGGAAGAUUUCGAGGAUCUGGCAACUGACAACGUGGAAGUGGAGAAGUUUCUGUUCAAGAUUGAGAGCUAUGUUGAGAAGUCAAUCGACUCUGGGUCGUCAUUGCGAAGGCUCAUCAGACGUCGAGUUCUCGCGGGUCGAGGGCCUGAAAAAAACGUCACCUUGCCUGUGAUGCAGUUUGCAGAGACACUCCCGGUUCAGCAUUUGUAUAGUGAAGAGCAGCGACUUUUUAUCCGCGCAACGAUGGAACGAUUUCGAUCGAUGACGGUGGAGAGUUUGACUGGCGUUCUUGCGGAACUUAGAGGGUUAGGAUUUGUUGGGGAAAAUGCUGAAUAUCGUCUGCUUGUUGCUGGUCUGGCUGUGGCAUCGCUGGCGCCCGUUGAAGACAAAGAGAGCGAUACGGCGGUAGAGCUUUCACUUCUUUGUACGGAUGUCACGGAAUCUAUACCACGCUGCAAAUCGAUCGAGCAAUUUACGCUGGCCACGGAAUGUUUGGACGUGCUUCUCCGCAACCAGACACGCUGUAUUGGUCAGUGGAAUAUCGAUAGUAUCCUGGCCUGCCUCGCAAACUGCGCUUCCAAAUCCGGUCCCCGCAUCCAUACUGAGUUCGCAGGAACCGUCUACAUCCGCCUGUGUCGUCUGAUGGGUGUUCUACUUGGUAUUCAUCGUCAGAAACUCGGAGGCCGAUUCCACUUGAUCCUUUUGGCCAUGCAGCGAUUGUUGAAUUGCCUGUUUGCGCGCUCCAAGAAACGGAGUCGAUCGAUGCGAUCGGAGAAGGGAGCAGGCCAGAACCAGCCGUACUGGCUUGCGCCAUUAGAGGCGUCGCAUGCGGUGCACUUUACACGACUGCUCACCUCACUCUGCGACCCGACUGUGUCUGCUGUGUCACGGCCUACGCAGGCAGGAGCAGGCCACGAAGGCCUGACGGAUCAGACCAAAAAAGCGAAACGGAUUGCUGGCCAGUAUCUGCAGUACUUGAUCAUGGAGUACGCGCAAAGCUCUCUCCGCGGCUCUCUCACGCCGGAAGUCAAGGCGGCUCUUCUUCCAGGACUGUAUAGCGUGUUGGAUGUGAUGUCGCGCGACACGAUGCGGGCGAUGAAUGCGGGUCUGGACAUGUCAGGACGGGCAAUAUUCAAGGGAUUGUACGAUGACUAUAUGAAGUUUGGGAAAUGGAACAAGGGGUGA
Messenger RNA from Aspergillus wentii DTO 134E9, 4464 nucleotides. Its product is annotated as ribosome biogenesis protein URB2. Gene Ontology annotation, biological process: ribosome biogenesis. NCBI's taxonomy places the organism in Eukaryota, Fungi, Ascomycota, Eurotiomycetes, Eurotiales, Aspergillaceae. Gene Ontology annotation, cellular component: nucleolus. The record is from RefSeq and is a predicted model, not a curated record. The transcript is spliced from 3 exons. The coding region runs from base 1 to 4464 and encodes 1487 amino acids.